This is a messenger RNA of Notothenia coriiceps (black rockcod), 1194 nucleotides long. Its product is annotated as interphotoreceptor matrix proteoglycan 2-like. The record is from RefSeq and is a predicted model, not a curated record. The transcript has 5 exons. Gene Ontology annotation, molecular function: hyaluronic acid binding; heparin binding. The annotation marks the transcript as partial. Lineage: Eukaryota; Metazoa; Chordata; Actinopteri; Perciformes; Nototheniidae. Gene Ontology annotation, biological process: visual perception.
GUGUCGUGUCGGGGAGAACUGGUGGUACCGCGGUCAGCACUGCGAGGAGUUCGUCUCCGAGCCGCUGGUUGUCGGCAUCGCCAUGGCGUCGGUGUUCGGCCUCCUAUUGGUGGCUGGAGGCAUCGUCUAUUUCCUGUCCAGAACGCUGAGGGAGCGCUACGACACAGAGGACAGCGAGGACCCAAUCAGUGCUAAGCUAACCGCAGCGCCGGACAGCGGCCCGGUGGCAGCUCAGUUCUACCGACGCUACGAUGACGAGGCGCCGCUCAGAACCGGGUCCAGAGACCAGAACCAGGAGAACAGCUCUCUGAGCAAAGAGGAGAUCCAGGAGCGUCUGAGGAUCGCCGAGCUCUGCUCCAGAGAUAAGCACUACGCCGAAUUCAUGAGACAAACUCAAGUAUUCCUGGAGAAGAGAGGAAGCUCCUCCACAUAGACCUCCAGAAAGCUGCCUUCGUUCUGAUUGGAGGAUCUCACUGCUCCCCUGGAGGUGACACUGAAACACUUUAGGAUUUUAUUUUGAAAGGACUCUUUGUGGACCUGAAUUCUGACCUCUGAUUGGUCGCCUGUCACUUCCUGUUCACUCUGUGUUUAUAACCUUCAGUCACUGCUGCUCUUACUCUUAUUUACAAACUGCUUUCUGUACUCUUCCUAAAGACUUUAUUCUGAAACUUCACUGUUGUUUUUACUUCCUGUUUUCAUGUCGCUGAUCAUCGGAGAAACACGUUAGCAUCUCGUUAGCUUCACGUUAGCUUGUUUUGCUCGGCGCGGCUCCCGUCAGUGCCUUCACGCUCCGUUAGCGUCCGUUAGCGUUAGCAUCCGUUAGCGUUAGCUCGGGCUCUCAGAGUUGUGAUGUUUGUUUGUCUCAUUAAAACUCAUCCCAGCCAAUCAGCUGCUUCACAUGUUUACAUUCAUCUACUGUUAGCAUGUAGCCACGCCUAGCCUGUGUACGAAUCCAAAGAAACCAAAACUUUUUCAAAAGUAAUUUUUUAUUUCUGACAACUUUAUUUUAGUGCAAAAUAUGAAGUUACGAAGUAUUUCGCUAGCUUUUUUUUUUUUACAACCAAUAUUAUUUGGUUGUUAUCUUGUUUAAAAAAAGUUAUUUUAUGAUGGAGAUCGUUUUUCGUGCUUCUACGAACAGAAUAAAGUAAAUAUUGGAGUCUUUAAAUCACGGCCAAUAAAAACCCUUCUUACUGU